GUUGAGUCCCUUAAGGAUACCGAGACUGUCAUUGCCAAGGCCCUCGAGUACGCCAAGUCUGUUGGCCUCGUGAAGGUUGGUGAUAAGGUUGUUGCCGUUCACGGUAUCAAGGAGAACACUGCUGGUGCCACCAACAUGAUGGAAGUUGUCAAUGUUGA
Perkinsus marinus ATCC 50983 is the source of this 158-nucleotide messenger RNA. RefSeq lists its product as hypothetical. The record is from RefSeq and is a predicted model, not a curated record. The transcript has a single exon. NCBI's taxonomy places the organism in Eukaryota, Perkinsozoa, Perkinsida, Perkinsidae. The annotation marks the transcript as partial.